UGUCGCUGGCUACGCGCUGCUUGAGAAAGGUUAGGAGCAAGAUGGCGGUCCUGUCAGCUAGGAUCUACCUUAGGUCCUAAGCUGGAACAUGCCUUAAGAUGUCAGCGGUUGAAUGUAAUAAAAUGUAAAGAGUUUGGAGAACACCCAGUUGCACAUAUCAGGGCUAUGAUUACAAGUAUGAAUGUCACGGACUAAACCCCUCCAGCAACCAGCGAAAUGUGCGACAGCUAUGCCCGCUCUCUGCUGCGUGUGUCGGUGGCGCAGAUCUGUCAAGCUCUAGGCUGGGACGCAGUUCAGCUAACAGCAUGUGAUCUUCUUUCUGAUGUUCUAGACCGCUAUAUUCAGCAGCUGGCAAGAGGUUGCCACCGUUAUUCUGAACUCUAUGGAAGGACAGAUCCCGUGCUGGAUGAUGUGGGUCAAGCCUUCACAAUGUUGGGCGUCAGCCUUAGUGAAUUGGAAGAUUAUGUCCACAACCUGGAGCCUGUUGGUUUUGCCCAUCAAACACCCCUCUUCCCAGUCAGUAAGAACAAUGUGCUGCAGUUUCCACAACCAGAAACACGAGACAAGGAGGAAAGGAAGGAAUACAUACCAGACUACUUGCCUCCAUUGGUCUCUUUGCAAGAAGAAGAGGAGGAGGAGGAAGAGGUCAUGACAGACAUGGGCACAUCAGCUGACGCUAUGCAAGUACCUUUUGAUGAGGAGGAGGAGGAGGAGGAGGAAGACCUGGGAGAAGAAGAAGGAGUCAAUGAUGAGAAUCACCCGAUGAAGAGGCCCAUGUUGAGUCCUGAUGCCAGUAUUGGCAUGAUGCCCAGCAAGAGGCCAAGACUUCAAUCUGGCUUCAGCCCGGAAUGGACAGGGGAGCCGAGGGAGCCCCUUAGCUCUCUUAACCCCCAGCGGGUUCCAUCCUCUAUGACGGAUAGUUUGGGAUCUUUAUCACCAUCACCUGAGACGCCGUUACCAAAUGUCGUCUUUAAGCCCCUGCCUAUGAUCCCUAGACACCCAGACCACAAGGCCAUUUGUGCUCCGAACAGAAAGCCAAGCAUAUCCUCACCUGGCAGGCAGAGAGUCAGAUCACCUAAGGGCUCCAGUGUUGGGUCCUCAGCAGGGAGUCCCAUAUGUUCACCUAAAGCAUUGCCAAAGGAGAAGAGGAAGUCACCAGGUCAGGCUAAAAGUCCCAAGAGUUCCAAGUCUGGCUCGGAGAAAGCUGCCCACACGCCUGGGAAGAGCGAGCCCCUGCAGAGGACUCCCCUCGCCCCUCUGAGCGAGAGGAUGGGGAAGGAGAACGUUCAUGUCCGGCAACAGAACUUGGAGUCGGACAGGCUGCUUGGAGAAGCACAACUCAGGAAGCCAGAGCCACCCGACAACACAAUUGAUGACUCCAUCGACGCUGUGAUUGCCCAGGCUUGUGCAGAAAGUGAGCCAGACCCUUUUGCCUACUCCUCAGCUUCAGACUCAGAGAGCGACAGCUUCUCCAGCCCCAGUCGACUGACCAUCUUGGAGCAAGCAACACCCAAGGCCAAGAUGGGAACAAAUACCUGUUAUGAUCGAGACACGUCAACACCGUUCUCAAUGAGUGGCGUCCCUGGAAGCAUGUGGACCAUGGACGACUCCAUCAAUGAGGUGAUUCGCAAAGCAAAUGACGGAACACCACUGAAUGCACCAUAUCUCUCGUCCUCGUCAGCCUCACCUCCCACCCCAGAGCCUCUGAUGAAGUUGUUUGAGGACAAGCACAAGAUGUUGGCAUCGGCUGAUGUGAAGAAGAAGCUAAAGAAAGAGCUGAAAACCAAACUAAAAAAGAAAGACAAGCCAAAGGAGAAAGACAAGGAAAGGGAGAAGGGUAAAAUGAAAGAAAAGAAUCGCGAUAAGAACCGAGACAAAAGCAAGGAAUUCCCUAAGGAGGCUAAAAUUCCCUGGAAGGACUUUUCCCUGAGGGAAGACGACCUACGAGAGCACUUUAUGAUGCGGGAUCUUGGAGGCCCUGAGAUGUCCUCAAAAUCUAAGUCCAAAGAUGGCACUGACAGUAUCUUCAGGAAAGACAAGGAAAAGCACAAAGACAAGAAGAAGGUCAAGGAAAAGACCAAAAAAGAUAAAGACAAGCGAGACAAGGGCAAGGACCGGGGAAAAGUGGACAAAAAGCUGUCCCUUACUCCAUUUGGUCAGGGCGAUGGCCCCUUUUCGCUCUUCAGCCCGUCCAGCUGUUUGCGUAUACCCACUAUGCUGCCUCCACUCCCGCCCAUCCUGCCUGAUCGGGACAGCAAAGGCAAAGAGAAGGACAAAAAGAAAGACAAGAAGGAGAAGAAGAAGAAGAAAGAAAAAGAAAAGGAAAAAGAAAGGGCCAAGGAGAAGGAGAGAGAGAAGGAAGAAAAGAAGAAGGAGAAAGAGAAAGAGAAGGAAAAGCGAGAAAAGGAGAAAGAAAAGGAGAAGGAGCGGCUGAAGCUUGAAAAGGUGAAACUGCUGGUGAAAGUGGAGCCUCCCACAGCACAUCCCUCUCCUGUCAUUCCCAGGAUUACACUCAGGGUGGGGGUCGGCCAGGACAAAAUUGUCAUUAGCAAGGUUGCCCCCAAUGCUGAGGUCCCUAAAAUGACGACGCCCAAGAUGCCGAGUGUAAAGGCAGCCCAGCCUCCAGCCCCGAUCUUCUCUCCUGCAGCGCCCCUCCUGGCUCCUGCGCCUCCCCCGCCUGUGGCUCCUGCACCAGUGCCUCCUCCCAUGGCCCUCUCACAGGGCAGCUCCUUCAAGACACAAGUGUGCAGCGUGGUCACUGAGACCGUCAGUGCCUAUGUGAUCCGUGAUGAGUGGGGAAACACAGUGUGGAUUUGUCCUGGGUGCAAUAAGCCUGACGAUGGCAGUCCAAUGAUUGGAUGUGAUGACUGUGAUGACUGGUACCACUGGCCCUGUGUGGGGUUGACGGCUGCUCCACCUGAGGAUGCCCAGUGGUUCUGUGUUAAGUGUGCCGGUAAGAAAAAGGACAAAAAACACAAGAAAAGAAAACACAAAGUGCAUUGAAACCGGGGCUGGACAUUUUUAUAGAAGGCGCAAACUUUUCAGCUCGAGGUGGCUUUAAACAUCUCAAAUGCCGGACAAUUUCCAGAAGUAAAACUGGAGAAAUGUUCAGACUACUGUCCUCAGAAUGGGAUAGACCAUGGGUACCCUUUUGAUUUGUGAUCAAGUGGAAGAUCUGUCCACCAAGCACCUUAACUAAGACAGCGUGAAAGACAUGCAGGUAUUUGUUUGCGUAUUUGGAAUAUAAUGACACGUGGUAUCAAAAGAAAUUAUGCUUUUCCUUUUUAGGAGGAUAUAUUUGCUAAAGCAGAACAUCAAUCCGUUACAAUCACUGUUUCAGUGUCCAGCCAUUGUUUUGACAUUGAUGAACUACUUGCAUGUAAAGAGACGGAGGUAUACUGAGGUUUGUGUGUACAAUAUGGAAAGUCACUCGGGCAGUUUCCUUUUCUUGAGAAACUCAGUUUCAUUGUCAGCACCUGAUUAUUUUUAACUUGAGCAGAUUUUCUCUGUAAUUAGUGUACAUUUUUUGAAAUGAGAGAUUGUAUUUUUAUUUUUCCUCACACAUAUUUUCCAUAUGCUUUCAGCAUAUUUUAUUUGCCCAGAUUUCCACAAUAUUAAAGGUUCAGUGGUUUCUUGUUUGCUUUUGGGGUAUGUGUACAUUAGAGAUGAAAUGUGUACUUUAUGUACCUGAGAAUGAUCCCUGAAAUCCCUGGUCAGUGACAUCUGACAAUCUGCAGUAACUGUUAUGUUUUCUUGAUAUUUAUACAUGUCUUUCUUUUUUUGUUGACAUGCCCAAGAAAAUUGUUCAGUCAUUUUAUCAGGACACAUAAAGAAGCUUGUUAAAGGAGGGAGAACAGAGUUUAUAAAAGAUUUAUAAAGAGGUUUAUGAGUAUAUGAACUUGAAUAAAAAAUCUUCUCUUUUGUCAGUA
This is a messenger RNA of Clupea harengus (Atlantic herring), 3929 nucleotides long. RefSeq names its product transcription initiation factor TFIID subunit 3-like. Lineage: Eukaryota; Metazoa; Chordata; Actinopteri; Clupeiformes; Clupeidae. The record is from RefSeq and is a predicted model, not a curated record. Gene Ontology annotation, biological process: positive regulation of transcription by RNA polymerase II. Gene Ontology annotation, molecular function: transcription factor binding; p53 binding; protein heterodimerization activity. Gene Ontology annotation, cellular component: transcription factor TFIID complex.